Molecule: messenger RNA, 1521 nt
Organism: Macrobrachium nipponense
Lineage: Eukaryota; Metazoa; Arthropoda; Malacostraca; Decapoda; Palaemonidae
Exons: 2
Coding region: 151-852 (233 amino acids)
Source: RefSeq, a predicted model, not a curated record
CUCGGACUAGACUGCUUCGGAAGAACACAGAAACCCUCAAGGUGAAGACACAUUUCCCGUUCUGCAAUUGAAGUGACGGUUUAUCGGCCUUCCUUUCCCUGUUCACAUCAGCUGCUCACUGUCAGAAACGAAACAAGAUCUGCGACAACCAUGGCGGGCCCAGUUGCAUCUGGAAUAUUGAGAUUCUUUGAAUCAGGUUCCAAGAAGCAGGCAAUCGCUUCUGCCAUUGCAGAAGGGGGCUCUGGCAGUCUCCUCCUCUUGGGCCUCAAUAGUGAAGGAAUGCGAAGGCGAAAUCACAUGAUGAUUCAAAACGGGGCUGGUCACACGAUCAAGUUGCAAAAGGUUUACCUGCACUGGGGGAAGAUGAAGGAACCACCGACCCCAGUCAUUCAGCAUCAGCAUCAGGACGAGUGUCUCUUCCACGCCGCUGGGGGCUGGGCCAUAAGCGGAUCCAGUGGCAUUGUCACUUAUCAGCUGGACGAUGACACAUAUCUCCACAUCAUGUGGGACUGUCCCAUCAACUUCGACUUUUCUGACAACUUUGUCGGUCUCUACUUAUGUGGUAAGAAGGAGAGGGAACCAGUUCCUUCUUUGUUCAAGACGAUGUACCAGGAUAUUUCAAAUCCAAAAAUGAUGCCGGAGAAAGGCUCCUGUUAUGACCUUGUUUGCUGUGGUCCUGGAGAGGGAACAUAUUUAGGAUUCGCGGGAAGAACACGCACAAAAACAUGGGGUGUUCGCCGACCCUGUGAGGUUAGGAACGAAAAGUUCUAUGCCACAAUGACUAUGGGCGAUCGACAUAAAACAUCCAGUAAAGUUACGAUCUUAGGCAAAGAAUUCUGGCCCAAGUUUUAAUGACAAAAACUCUACAAUUGUUAACAUUUCUUUGCCUGACACUGCUUGUCAUUGACUCGUGAGGUUUGCUUGUGUGUUUGUACUGAGCAUCAUGCUGGAGCUAUGCGUAAAAAGGUAUCAAAUUUUGUAUUGUACUUUGUAUUCUUACUUAACGGUGAUGGCAAAUCACCUGGCGUUGCAACAAAAUUGUCAACACAAAACCCAAGCACUAGCAGUUUUCUACAAACAGUCUCGUCUUCGUCAUCCUUUCUGAAAACUGAAUCCCAUCACUCGAUGAUCCUUCUCGUGUCUGUCAUAAGAUUCUGAUUUGGCUCUACUGUUUCCUUGGUAUUCAGGGGAGUUAGGGGACCUCAUGUCCACCAUUUUACUGUUAAACUUUGAACAAGGGAAGGAAAUGUCACCUCUUACCACACGGUGAUCUGGCCCUGCCCUUCAACAACAAACACCCCCCCCCCCCCCUUUCCUCUCUCUCUCUUUCUCUCUCUUAUAAUUACUCCCUGACCACUGAAGAGCUCCUCUCUCUCUCUCUCUCUCUCUCUCUCUCUCUCUCUCUCUCUCUCUCUCUUUUAUAAUUACUCCCUGACUACUGAAGAGCUCCUCUCUCUCUCUCUCUCUCUCUCACUCUCUCUCUCUCUCUCUCUCUCUCUCUCUCUCUCUCUCUCUCUCUCU